Molecule: messenger RNA, 881 nt
Organism: Eupeodes corollae
Lineage: Eukaryota; Metazoa; Arthropoda; Insecta; Diptera; Syrphidae
Exons: 2
Coding region: 166-774 (202 amino acids)
Biological process (GO): N-glycan processing
Cellular component (GO): glucosidase II complex
Molecular function (GO): protein binding
Source: RefSeq, a predicted model, not a curated record
AGAAUACGUCACUCACUAUCUAUUUUCGAAAAUAUUACAUUUUCAUAAAUUUUUACAGGCCAGCGCAGCGCCAGGCUUUCUUUUUGUAAAUAAACAAGCAAAAGCAAAGAACACGUCAAUUGUAAUCGAAAGAAAACUCUUUUCCUCCAAAGAGCCAAAUAAAAUAUGAAGAAAACAUGGGUUAAAAAAGAGAACAUAUAUUACAAACCUUUCUACAAACACAAGUCGAAGAUGCUCCUACUCGGCAUAUUUCUCCUAGGAAUCGUGUUUUUCAUCUACCAAGUGUUAUCCAUAAACCAGCUUCCCAUUUCAAGUACACCAUUUAGCUUAGAUAACACAUUAGAAUUUAAAGAUAGUAAAUAUAUAAUAGUUCUGAACCCAGGAAACGCUGUCGAACAACAACACUCCGAACUGAGUAGCACAGAGAAGAACAGCAGUGAACCCAUCAAAAUAAUACGUGGGAUUCGACUUUUUGACUAUGAUGCUUAUAAGCCGAACUUUGAAGGAAAAUUCCAGUGCCUAGACGGGAGUAAGGCAAUUCCCUUUGUUCAAGUAAACGAUGAAUUUUGUGAUUGCAUUACGGAUGGAAGUGACGAACCCAGCACGAAUGCUUGUGAGGUUGGGAAGUUUUAUUGUAAAUACCAAAAACGACAUAUCACUGGACGAGGAAGAGAUGUCUACAUUCCUAGUAGUAGAGUCAACGAUGGCAUCUGUGAUUGCUGUGAUGGGUCAGACGAAUGGACGACCGUUGAAUGUCCAAAUCGAUGUUCGUAAAUGUUCGUUAAUUAUUUUAGUUGUAACUAAUUAUAAUAUCCCAUUUGUAAUUUUCGUAUUCUUAAAAAAAGUGAUGAUUUUUAAAAUAUAUCUUUUUUAUAAACUAA